This is a messenger RNA of Danaus plexippus (monarch butterfly), 376 nucleotides long. Its product is annotated as kynurenine/alpha-aminoadipate aminotransferase, mitochondrial-like. The transcript is spliced from 2 exons. The record is from RefSeq and is a predicted model, not a curated record. Bases 17 to 376 code for a protein of 119 amino acids. Gene Ontology annotation, molecular function: transaminase activity. Lineage: Eukaryota; Metazoa; Arthropoda; Insecta; Lepidoptera; Nymphalidae.
UAUAACAUAUAGUCUCAUGGCGGACCGAAAUCGCUUAACAACUCACCUACUAAGCACUAUAAAGUUUUACAAAAAACAAAAGGAUUCUGUAAAUAAUGCUUUGAAGAAGAUUGAAGGUCUGAUAGAAUGGGAGGAUCCGGCCGGGGGCUACUUCCACUGGGUAAAGAUACGUGGACUUGAGGACGUGCGUAACAUGGUUUUCAACACCGCCCUCAAACAUGGCUUGAUGUUAGAACCAGGUCACAAUUUCAGUUACGACACGAAGAAGCCAUCUCCGUACAUACGACUUACAUUCACAAGAAUGAACUUGGAACAACUAGACGAUAACGUCAACACGAUUCGUGAUAUUAUCAUAGAAGAAAAAAAAACGACUUAA